GAAGAAGAGACGUAUGUGAUGGGAGAUCACCAGCCUACGGAGAAGGUGGAGUUGAAAAUGAAAAAUGAACUUGAGCAAUCUUCCCUAGAUAUCGGUGCAGAUGGACAUUAUAUCAAUGAUACCUCAGAAAGACGUCUUCUAUUAUCUCAAGAUUAUGUGGAAGAAAAAGGCAUCACGCAAUAUUCUCCCAUCACGGAAAAUAAACAUCACAGACCUUCCCCUUUGGAGAGAUCAAUGGAUUGCUCCACCCCCGAGGAGUCCUCUUCUAAAUCACAUCCUGUUCCUUCAGAAAUCCAUCUGAGAUCUCCCAGUGCUGACAGAUCAACAGAUCCAUCUAUUCCCCAGGAAUCUUCUUUAGGUCUUGAAGGAGCUCACACAGAGGAGCGUUCACUUUCAUGUUCAGUGUGUGGGAAAUGUUUCACUGAAAACGGAGACCUCCUUAUACACCAGAGAAGUCACACCGAAGAGCGCCCUUUCUCAUGUUCAGAGUGCGGGAAAGCUUUCGCUCGGAAAGAAAAACUACUCAAACAUCAGAGGAUUAACACAGGUGAACGUCCUUUUGAAUGUUCAGAGUGUGGGAAAUGUUACACUCAGAAAGCAGACCUUCUUAGGCACCUGAGAAUUCACACGGGUGAGCGUCCCUAUUUAUGUACAGAUUGUGGAAAAAGUUUCACUCAAAAGGGAAGUCUACAUACACACCAGAAAAUUCACACGGGUGAGCGCCCUUAUUCGUGUUCAGAGUGUGGGAAAUCUUUCACUCAGAAAGCAGAUCUUCUCAGACACCAGAAAAUUCACACGGGCGAGCGUCCUUUUUCCUGUCCAGAGUGCGGAAAAGGUUUUAUUUUUAAGAGAGAGCUUCUUCAUCACCAGACAACUCAUACAGGUGAACGCCCCUUUUCCUGUUCAGAGUGUGGGAAAUGUUUUUCUCAUGGAGAAGACCUUCGUAGACACCAGAAAAUUCACACGGGCGACCGUCCUUAUUCAUGCUCGGAGUGCGGAAAAGGUUUCAUUCAGAAAGAAAACCUUCUUAGGCACCAGAGAAUUCACACGGGUGAGCGUCCUUAUCAAUGUUCUGAGUGUGAGAAAAGUUUCAGUGAGAAAGGAAACCUUCUUAGACACCAGAGAAUUCAUGUUGGUGAGCGUCCUUUCUCAUGCUUAGAGUGUGGGAAAUGUUUCACUAGGAAACAAGAGUUUCUUAAACACCAGAGAAUUCACACAGGUGAGCGACCUUUCCCGUGUUCAGAGUGCGGGAAAUGCUACACUCAGAAAGUAGACCUUCUUAGACACCUGAGAAUUCACACGGGGGAGCGUCCUUUUUCAUGUUCAGAUUGUGGGAAGAGUUUCACUCUAAAAGGAAGUCUUCUUACUCACCAGAAAAUUCACACGGGCGAGCGUCCCUUUUCAUGUUCAGAGUGCGGGCAGUGUUUCACCAGGAAGCAACACUUUCUUAAACACCAGAGAACUCACACAGGUGAGCGACCUUUCUCCUGUACAGAGUGCGGGAAAUGUUUCAGCGAGAAAGAAAACCUUAUUAUACACCAGAGAAUUCACACAGGCGAGCGUCCUUUCUCAUGUCAAGAGUGUGGGAAAUGUUUCACUUUGAAGCAAAACUUUCUUAUACACCAGAGGAUUCAUACGGGUGAGCGUCCUUUUGUGUGUACAGAUUGUGGAAAAAGUUUCACUCAAAAAGGAAGUCUACUUACACACCUGAAAGUUCACAUGAGCGAACGCUCUUAGUCAUGUUCAGAGUGCGGGAAAUGUUGCAAUCGGAAAACAGACCUACAGCAGACCUGUUGAGCUGGUUUUUUUUUACUGUCUAGAGUGCGAAAAAUGUUUUGGUCAGAACUUAAAAAACACAAGGUAAUUCACAAGGAAAAUGUCCAUCAUGUUCAGAGUGUGGGAAAUGUUUCACUAACAAGUAAAACCUUAACAUGCGAAGAGCCACACUCUUAAAAAAAGAAAAAAAAAAUUCACUCAGGAAGCAAAAUCUAUUAUACAUCAGAGAAUUCAUACGGGUGACCAUCCUUGUUGAUGCUCGGAGUGUGGGAAAGGUUUAAUUCAGAAAGGAAACCUUCUUAGACACCAGAGAAUUCACGUUGGCAAGCGUUGUUUUUCAUUUCGGAGUGUGGGAAAAUUAUUAAAGGUUAAAUAAUUAGCACAUGGCUGUUGAUGCUGUUGACAUAUAUACCGGUGACAGAUAACAUGUUUUUGUAAGAAGCUCAUUGUUGAAAAGAUCAUCAGAGAGAGUAGGAGUCGCUCGUUCACUGCUCACUCACCUUGGUGCUCCUUAGAGGGAUCCCGGACGAGCCCCCACAUGUAGUACACCUCCUGUAGAAGCUGUAGUAAAAAAGGUCAUCACAGUUGGCAGAUAACAUGUUGUUGUAAGAAGCUCAUUGUUGAAAAGAUCAUCAGAGAGAGUAGGAGUCGCUUGUCCACUGCUCACUCACCUUAGUGCUCCUUAGAGGGAUCCCGGACGAGCCCCCACAUGUAGUGCACCUCCUGUAGAAGCUGCAGUAAAAAAGGUCAUCACAGUUGGCAUAACAGAAUGCAGAGAUCCUACCACCUGUGAGAUAUAGGACACUGUCCGGUCCUUUUAGUUCUCUGGCAUCUACCAAA
Messenger RNA from Rana temporaria (common frog), 2616 nucleotides. RefSeq names its product gastrula zinc finger protein XlCGF26.1-like. Bases 19 to 1737 code for a protein of 572 amino acids. The transcript is spliced from 2 exons. The record is from RefSeq and is a predicted model, not a curated record. NCBI's taxonomy places the organism in Eukaryota, Metazoa, Chordata, Amphibia, Anura, Ranidae.